Talaromyces stipitatus ATCC 10500 is the source of this 1478-nucleotide messenger RNA. Its product is annotated as cytochrome P450, putative. The transcript is spliced from 7 exons. Gene Ontology annotation, molecular function: heme binding; iron ion binding; monooxygenase activity. Lineage: Eukaryota; Fungi; Ascomycota; Eurotiomycetes; Eurotiales; Trichocomaceae. The record is from RefSeq and is a predicted model, not a curated record. The coding region runs from base 1 to 1443 and encodes 480 amino acids.
AUGGGAUACAUUUCCACCUCACGACCAUCGGUCGAAGUAGGAGGCGCAAUAGCAGCCGCCUAUCUGCUCUACCUAGUCGGUCUCGUCGUGUACCGCUUAUACUAUAGCCCACUGGCUAAAUUUCCAGGCCCAAAACUAGCUGCAGCUUCCAAAUGGUACGAAUUCUACUAUGAUGUUGUCAAGAGGGGGCAAUUCACAUUUCAGAUCCAGCGCAUGCAUAAGAAAUAUGGUCCCAUUGUUCGCAUAAACCCGUUCGAAGUCCAUAUCCAAGACAGUCGGUACUGGGAUGAGUUGUAUACCGGCCACAAGGAAUAUGAACGAUAUGCGUGGAUGUCCGGUAGAUUCGGGGCCAAUACGGCCACAUCCUCAACCGUAUCGAGUCAUCUCCAUUACAUCCGCCGAGCACCCUUGGAUCCCAUGUUCUCCAAGAGAAGCAUCACCAAAUUCGAGCCGAUUGUGCACGAGAUGCUGGAGAAAUUGAGUAAAGGGAUCGCGGCGUAUAAAGAUAGCGGACGGAUUCUCGCGUUCAACGAUGCGUUUAAUUCGUUGCGGGAGAUUUUUCACGCUGCGUACGAGGCGGUUCGAAAGUUUGCACAUUUUGGGCUGCAGUUUCCUAGUGUUUUUAUCGUACUGGGGCUAAGUCCUAGAGCAUUGUUAAAAACGGUGGCGCCGAAUAUGUUCAAAAUGUUUGUGUUGCAAAAGGAUCUGCAAGAUAGAAUCGCCAACAUUAUCCACAACGAAAAGGUCAACUCCGACGGGAAUACGACCAUCUUCGACGCACUACUCAAAAGCAACCUCCCACCUCCUGAAAAAACGAUGAUAGGAGCUGGGGUCGAGACUGUAGCUUGGGCAUUAACCACCACCGUUUUCCAUCUUCUUGACAACUCAAAGCAUUGCCAAAGACUGCGUAGCGAGCUUCAAGAAGCCAUACCGAACCCGGCGAUUUUACCGAAGUCGGUGGUCCUAGAAAAGUUACCAUAUCUCGCCGCGUGCGUGAAGGAAGGAAUACGGUUAUCUACUGGUGUAUCUGUUCGUCUUCCGCGUGUCUCGCCAGAGAAGCCUAUUCAGUACGGAGACUGGGUAAUCCCGCCUGGAACGCCGGUGUCAAUGACUACGCUGGAUGUUCUCCGUGAUGAAAAAGUGUUUCCAGAUGCCUCCUCAUUUAUUCCUGAGCGAUGGCUCGAUGGCGCAAAGACCGAAGAAGGAGAGAGCUUGAGUCGGUACUUUGUCCCUUUUGGCAAAGGUCCUCGAAUGUGUAUUGGAGUCAAUUUGGCAUACAUUGAACUCCAUUUAACUCUGGCUAUGCUUUUUCGACGUUUUGAAUUUGAGCUUUAUGAGACUGAUAUCACUGACGUUGAGUUGGCUCAUGACUUCAUGGUGCCCCAGCCAAAAUUGGACACAAAAGGAAUGCGGGUAAGAGUUACAGGGUUGAUUGACUGGUAAUGAAAGCUAGUUCGAUAUAAAGCAGCCAUCCGGGU